GUGGAAUAUAAGGAGAACGCUGAGGGCUUGGAAACGCUGGAAUGGACUUGACCUAAACCACAAAGUCAAGUAAGAAAAAAACAACGUUAAGGAAAGUAAAUCCUCAUGAAGAAACCCGCAUUUCUCCGUUUUGUCACCGUUGAAGGGUUGAAAAACCUUUCUAGACUCGGUGUUUUAAUGAGCACAUCUUUUUGCUUGGCCUUGUUGUUUGUCAGCAGUAUUGUGGAUUACUACACCUUGUGGAAUCCCGGACCAGAAUCUUCGUUUACCUCAGCUGAGACUUACUAUACACUUUUAGCCAAUGCAAGCGUUUACCAUAAAUACUUUUUUUACUUUGUUGUUGCUUCAGGAAUGGUAUUUCAUCUUAUCCAAGCCAACAAAGUCACCGGUGACGACCGCCUGUAUUACUAUUCCAGCACUCUUUUGUACAUAACCGCAACUGUGAUAUUUAUCGUCAACGUUUCUCCUGCUAUCAUCACUGCAAAAUUACGACGAUAUGUUCAGUUUGAUAGAAACAUGCAUUUUAUGGUUCUUGGUGCUUCCCAAGUUUUGAUUGGUUUUCUCUUAGCCGGUGUCCUUCUUCUCCAGCUUGGUCAUCUAUUUGCCCUUCAUGUAACCGCCAUCGUUCAAAGUGAGUAUACAGAAGAACAAUCUAAUGAAGCGGCCGAACAGGAAAUCUCUACUACUGACAAAGAAUACACUUCCAAAGUCAGCUCCAAAUAUUCCAGUCAAGUGCAAAACAAAAAGACAAAUUAGGCUUAAAAAAAGCCCCUGAAUUAUUUUUUGGUAUUAUGAUCUUUAUCUGUUAUAUUUAGUUUGCUAUCUACGGUAUUUUUUGGAAAAAUCAAUUCACAACUCACAUUCUUCCCAGUAUUCUGUCGUUUCAUCGCAUGACAUGGAUCACGAUUUCGUAGCAUAUAUGAACUUUCUUCUACUAUUAUUUGAGUUUACUUUAAUUGUCAAUUGCUCUUUUAUUGUAUUUUCAUUCUCUAUUAAUCCAAGU
Molecule: messenger RNA, 1003 nt
Organism: Schizosaccharomyces octosporus yFS286
Lineage: Eukaryota; Fungi; Ascomycota; Schizosaccharomycetes; Schizosaccharomycetales; Schizosaccharomycetaceae
Product: ER chaperone SHR3 ue Psh3
Exons: 2
Coding region: 106-756 (216 amino acids)
Biological process (GO): endoplasmic reticulum to Golgi vesicle-mediated transport
Cellular component (GO): endoplasmic reticulum membrane
Source: RefSeq, a predicted model, not a curated record